AUGAACGGAGAUGAAUCAACCCCGCGCUUCAACCCUCAAGGGAUUCCGGCUGCACCCAUUGACCCUCUAUACAGCCUGGUGAGCGCAUACGAAGCGGACACGUCAGCCAACAAGGUAGAUCUAGGAGUUGGCGCCUACCGAGACGAAAAUGCGAAGCCCUGGAUCCUCCCGGUUGCAACGGAGAUUUAUAAUAAAGACACCACCCAGGAUCAUGAAUACAUUCCUAUCGCCGGGCUUCCAGAAUUUAACUGUGCGGCCCAGAGUCUGAUCCUUGGGGCAGACUCCAUCGCGAUCAAGGAGAAGCGAGUUUGCUCUUUUCAAGCGAUCUCUGGCACCGGGGCUUUACAUCUCGGAGGGCUCCUUAUAUCAAAAUUCACGCCCCGACCUAGCCCUCUCGUUUAUAUUUCCUCUCCUUCAUGGCCAAUUCAUGACCAGCUUUUCGCCACGGUCGGCCUCCCUGUGAAGCACUAUCCUUAUUUCCGCAAAGACACCAAAACCUUUGACUCCAAGGGUAUGAGAGACGCCUUGAACAGUGCUCCGAACGGAAGCAUUGUCGUCCUGCAUGCCUGCGCUCAUAACCCGACGGGCGUGGACCCAACGGAGGACGAGUGGAAGGAGAUAGCACAGGUUAUGAAAGCCAGGGAUCUCUUCCCUUUCUUCGACUGUGCCUAUCAAGGCUUUGCGACCGGGUAUCUUUCGCAGGAUAACUUUGCCAUUCGACACUUCGUCGACCAAGGGUUCCAGCUAGCCAUUGCUCAGUCCUUCGCCAAGAACCUUGGUCUCUAUGGCCAGCGAGUCGGCGCUUUCCACUUCGUCACUGCGCCUGGUGUUGAUGCCCAAUCGACGACACAGCAUGUUGCCUCUCAACUCUCUGUUCUGCAACGCUCGGAAAUCUCAAGUCCUCCGAUCUUUGGUGCUCAGAUUGCAUCUGUUAUUUUGAAUGACCCGCAGCUGUUUGCCGAAUGGGAAGAGGAUUUGCUCACCAUGUCUGGCCGGAUCAAGAAAAUGAGAAAGUGCCUCAAGGAAGAGUUAGAUUGCUUGGAGACUCCUGGAACAUGGGACCAUAUUGUCAACCAGAUUGGCAUGUUCAGCUUUACGGGGUUAACGCAUGAUCAGGUGCUGGAGCUGCGAGAGAAAUGGCAUGUCUAUAUGGCCGAAACCGGUCGAAUCAGUGUAGCUGGCCUGAACGAUAAGAAUGUUGCGUAUUUCGCGCGCGCGGUUGAUGAUGUGACGCACGCCAACAUGGACAAGCAAAGCAAAAUCGUCAUUAUCGGAGCUGGGAUCUUCGGUCUUUCCACGGCCUACCAGCUUGCAUCUGAGGGCUACCGGAAUUUGGUUGUCCUCGACCGACACAUGCCUCCUGUUAGAAAACUAUCCGCGCUCUUUACUACGUGAUGCCCAUAUUCUCAGGUCCCCGACGGAUCAAGCUCAACGACGGGGAGAAAAAGGGUAAAUGAACAAAGUGAAAUAGCAGAG
Messenger RNA from Aspergillus steynii IBT 23096, 1476 nucleotides. RefSeq names its product putative aspartate transaminase. The record is from RefSeq and is a predicted model, not a curated record. The transcript is spliced from 4 exons. NCBI's taxonomy places the organism in Eukaryota, Fungi, Ascomycota, Eurotiomycetes, Eurotiales, Aspergillaceae. Gene Ontology annotation, molecular function: L-aspartate:2-oxoglutarate transaminase activity; oxidoreductase activity; pyridoxal phosphate binding. Gene Ontology annotation, biological process: L-aspartate biosynthetic process. Gene Ontology annotation, cellular component: cytosol. Bases 1 to 1395 code for a protein of 464 amino acids.